Gekko japonicus is the source of this 1788-nucleotide messenger RNA. It is a transcript of the gene OSR2, whose product is annotated as odd-skipped related transciption factor 2. The record is from RefSeq and is a predicted model, not a curated record. Gene Ontology annotation, biological process: regulation of transcription by RNA polymerase II; embryo development; urogenital system development. Gene Ontology annotation, cellular component: nucleus. NCBI's taxonomy places the organism in Eukaryota, Metazoa, Chordata, Lepidosauria, Squamata, Gekkonidae. The transcript is spliced from 4 exons. The coding region runs from base 448 to 1470 and encodes 340 amino acids. Gene Ontology annotation, molecular function: RNA polymerase II transcription regulatory region sequence-specific DNA binding; DNA-binding transcription factor activity, RNA polymerase II-specific.
UCCACGCCACUCGAGCCGCUGAAAUGUGAUGGACCGCGGCGGGGGAGGCUCAGACUCGUCCCAAACUCCGCCGGAGUCGAAGGCUCGCGGCUCGCGAGGAAGCCUGGCUUGGAGGGGGAGGAGGAGGAGGUCUACGCAGGGUGACCCGACGCCGACCAGCCGGGGGACUUUACCCGCUUCCACGCAGCAGGAGGAGACUUCCCGGGACCAAGGGCGACCCCUCCGAGUCCUCCUUCCGUAACAUGCCCGACGCUCCUUGGCUGAACCCUGGAGGGGUUUCCCGCCCGCCCUGCCUGGAUCUAAUGGCGCGGCCGAGGCUCUAGGAUCGCCGGGCGAGCUUGCUCUUGCGAGGCCGGUCGGGAGAGAGUCGCCAGGGGGAGGAGCCGCGUUCCCGGAGCAAGGCGCCCGUCGGCUCGGCCCAGCGCAGCGCAGGCCCGGCGCGGGAGGAUGGGGAGCAAGGCCCUGCCGGCGCCGAUCCCGCUGCACCCGUCGCUGCAGCUGACCAACUACUCCUUCCUGCAGGCCGUCAACACCUUCCCGGCGGCCGUGGACCACCUGCAGGGCCUCUACGGCCUGAGCGCCGUGCACACCAUGCACAUGAACCACUGGACGCUGGGCUGCUACGCCGCCGCCGCCGCCGCCGCCACGGCCACCGGGGCCGCCACCGGCCCGGCCGAGAUCAGCCGCUGCUCGGCGCUCAGCGAGAUGGCGGCGGCGCAGGGCCUGGUGGAGCGCUUCCCCUUCCCGGCGCUGCCCUUCGCCACCCACCUCUUCCACCCCAAGCAGGCCGCCGCCAUCGCCCACGUGCUGCCGGCCCUGCGCAAGGAGCGGCCCCGCUUCGACUUCGCCAACCUGGCCGCCGCCGCCACGCAGGAGGACCCGCCCAAGGCCCACCAGGCGGCCGCAGCGGCGGCGGCAGUAGCAGCCGCGCAGGCGCACGGCGAGCUGGCCAAGCUGGGCGGCCCCCUGUCGGCGGCGCUGGGCAAGCUCUCCCCGGACCGGAAGCCGGCGCGCGGCAGGCUCCCCUCCAAGACCAAGAAGGAGUUCAUCUGCAAGUUCUGCGGGCGCCACUUCACCAAGUCCUACAACCUGCUCAUCCACGAGCGGACCCACACCGACGAGCGGCCCUACACGUGCGACAUCUGCCACAAGGCCUUCCGGAGGCAGGACCACCUGCGCGACCACAGGUAUAUCCAUUCCAAAGAAAAACCGUUCAAAUGUCAGGAAUGUGGGAAAGGAUUUUGCCAGUCCAGGACCUUAGCAGUUCAUAAAACAUUACACAUGCAGGAAUCUCCACACAAAUGCCCCACAUGUGGAAGAACCUUUAAUCAAAGAAGUAACCUGAAAACUCACCUUCUCACCCAUACAGACAUCAAGCCCUACAACUGUGAGCAGUGCGGCAAAGUGUUCAGGCGAAACUGUGAUCUGCGGAGGCACAGUCUAACUCACACGCCGCGGCAGGACUUCUAGAGCAGCCGAGAAUCUCCGCAGGGAGCUUAACUCUGGCUACGGGACUUGACUAUAGACAAACCUUUUAAAGCCCGGGGCGCAACAGGGGCACAGAUCGGGCAGGGGCCCUGAUCUUCUGGCCAGACCCUCUGGGGGAAAGUGAGGGGGGGAGGACAGUGGUCCCACCGGUCCCCCCCUCCCCGGUCUCCGAGCGCAGGCCGGUCUCUUGUAGAUAAUGUUACAGCUCAUUUUAGAGCUCUGUACAGAACCUGGUGUGUGUGUCUUGUGUCUGUUUCCUACUUCCUUACCAAAUGCACGUUGGUAACAACAGCAGCAAAA